UUAGGGCCGUUGGAGUACUCAUUCAGCGUUGACCUUCAUACUUUCUUCAAUUUACUUACUGCAUUUCUAAUCUGCAAAGCCAUGGACGAUUUGUAUGUUGAUCUUCUCGAUCUUGUCAAAUUUAUUGAAAACGAAGUUAUGAAAUCCGGGGCUUUAACUGUUUGUACAGAGAUGCUUAGGAAGGAAUUGAGAUAUCUGUUACUGCUUGUUUGCGGUGCCCGUACAUGGAUCCACAUGGAUGAGGGUAAUGAUGUGAGAAAUUUUUUCAAUCGUCUCCAGAUUUUGAUCACAAACGCAGGUCGGGACCUUCAGUUGCUUUGUGAUAUUGGAAGCUCUGAACAGGAUCGUGUUAGUUAUGACACACUUCAAAAGAUUUGGCUUCUCAAGCCAGACAUGAUUUUAUUUCUAAGACUACUUCCCAAGCUCGUCCGAGCAUUUGGUGUUGUUCUAUCUGCUGAUCAAGUCCCGGCUGGAUAUAUCGAAUCCCUCAUUGACAAUCUAGAGUUUUUGUUAAACUACAAGGCAGAUUUUGUUGCUCCUGUGAAGGAAAAACUUGAAGUUAUCAAAAGAAUUCUGAAAAUUCUGAAAGGUUUUCUUCCGUUCAUGCUAAAAUACUCUAAUUUUGAGUCCAAUGAGUUCAACAAUUUCUGUAAUCAUUUUACAGUUGUGACAAAAAAAGUAUCAUGUUGUAUCGCUUUACUUUGUCUGGCAGAUGAAUUGGAUGAGGAUAUGGCUGAUUGCAUUAGUUUCAUGCUGAUAGAUCUGCUACAGAGCAUACAACAUGCUAAAUCAGAUAUUAUUUCUUAUGUUGGAGGCCUGAAACUUUUACACCCAACUAUAGAGUUCACUAGGGAAUUGGAUGUCUUUGCAGGCGGCUUUGUUCAUUUCAUCCUAGAAGCACCAAUGACCAAGCUCAAUUCCUGGUCCUAUCUACCUGUCUACAUCGAUCAUGUCCAAAAACUCCAAAUUUCGCUCAGGUUACUGCUGAUAUAUAUCUUAUGCUGUGAUAUCCAUAAUGAAAGCUUGACUAUAUUUGAUCUUGUAGUCAAUGAGUUUUGGUCAUUCAUCAACUCAUUAGACAACCGAGAAACAAAUGAAGAUUUGGGCAAAGAAUUUGAUCUUGCUAUAUCCCGUUUGGUGCAAAAGAUGGAGCCUAUGGCAUCAAAGAUCUUAGAGGGUACUAUCGGCACACAAAAGCCAGCAUUGCCCUUUUCCCAGAUUGAUAGUUUGGGAUGUGUAGAUUUGGUAUCGCAGAAUUUGCUGAGAUUGUUGGAUCAUAGGAUUGAUUCAAUUGCUCCGGUAGCACAUCAGAUUAAAGUUGUACUGUUUGAUAUUAAAAAUUUCAAACCUUUUCUCGAAGGUAAUGUUGACCAACAAGGUAAGCGCGAGGAAGUGUUAUAUGUUUGCGAUCGUAUGACCAAUUUAUUUGUCGAAUUUGAAUAUAUUGUGGACAUGUUCGUGCUUAAACCUUCUCCUAUGCGGAACAAUCAGUUAGACGAUGUCAUUGAAGAAAUUAGGUUCUUCAAGGAAGUUGUUGAAUUUUCGCAAAUCUUUACCGGAAAAAAGGAUGUCCCAAUUGAUUGUCAAGCAUCAAAACCUAGCACUCCAAUCAUUAAUGAAGCAGUUGUAGGCUUGGAGGACCAGAUAGAAAUAUUAAUGGCCCGGGUAAUUGGUGGAGGGGCCGAGCUUAAUACCAUUCCGGUCAUUGGCAUGCCAGGGAUUGGUAAGACAACACUUGCCAAAAGAAUUUACAAUGACGGAAGAACUUCAGAUCACUUUGAUAUUCAAGCAUGGGGUUCUGUUUCUCCUAGAAAUACGGUGAGUGAAUUGGCCCAAGAUAUUUUAAUUUCUAUCAUUGAUCUGAGCAAUGACAUUUACAAGUCAAAGGAGUGGAAGGAGCUAGAUUAUCUUGAUCUUUUACGCAGACAGUUAUAUGGAAGAAGAUACCUCAUCGUUUUAGAUGAAGUGUGGGAUUCUUAUAUAUUUCAUGAGUUGCACAGGUGUUUUCCAGAUAAUCAUAAAGGAAGCAGAAUUCUUGUUACCAGCGGCAGAAAAUAUGAGGAUCCAUUGUUUGAUGAACCUUUUUUGGUUCGCUUGUUGACUCCGGAAGAGAGUUGGGAGCUAUUACAAGUGAAGUAUAAUCACCUUCGCUUAUGCACUCGAGAAGAAUUUCGCAAACCCCCAAUUCCAAAUGAGAACUGUCCUGCUGAAGUUGGGAAGGAAAUUGCCGCAAAUUGUCGAGGGCUACCUCUGGCCAUUGUUUUGGUAGCUGGGUUUCUUGGCAAUUUAGAGGACGACAGCGAUUGGCUAACCAUUACUGAAGAGGCAUUUAGUUCAGAAACUAAUCGUGAUGUAGGCGACUGCAAUGAAAUAAUAGAACUGAGCUACAAAAAAAUGGCAGGUUAUCUAAGACAAUGUUUUCUAUAUUUUGCAGCAUUGCCAAUGAGUACAGAAAUUUCAGUUUCAAAACUAACAUGGUUAUGGGUUAGUGAAGGAUUUUUACGAAGAGAUGAGGUGAAGAAACCGGAGGAGGUAGUACAAGAUUACCUGAAUGAUCUUAUGGGGAGGAGCCUUGUAAUGGAGGCCAGAAGAAGUUCAAAGGGCUGGCUGAAAUCAUGUCACAUUCAUGAUUAUCUAUAUCAUUUCUGUCGAGACAAAUCUAAAGCCGAAAAGUUCUUGCCAGUAGCAUCGCGGUUUGAAGAUUUCGUUCUGGAUAAGGAAGAUUUAAUUCUGUAUAUACCACCUAUUUCCCUUACCCGCACAAUGAUAUAUUCUUCUGAACCCGGUUGGCACCGCUCCUGGAAAAGUCCUCUUCCCAAAGAAGGUCCAUUUCCAUUUCGGGGUGUCAAAGGGCUUGUUAGAGUGUUGGAUUUGGGGUGCAUCAACAUUGGCAAUACCUUUCCUCCGAAAAUAGAAAGGCUUGUGCAUUUGAGAUUUUUGUCACUUCAAGGUGACAUGACGGUCAUGCCCUCUUGGAUUUCCAAGCUCUGGAACUUAGAAACUUUCCUAGUGAAAGGAACAAAAAGUGAGGUAGCAUUACCAGAUACAUUUUUCAGUAUGGAGGGACUGAGGCAUGCACAUAUAGAUAACUGUACCUUCUCAGAUUCUAACUUGUCCCAAUUGGAUCCUUUGCAGACCUUAUCCACCCCAUCCCUUUCUUAUGACAAAGGGAACAUAAUGAGAAGUUUUCCUUUCCUUCAAAAACUAAAAUGCAUAUUUUUGGAAUCUUGGGGUCAUUCUGAGAACUUGGGAGAAUCUUGCAAUCGAUUUCCAGUUUUGGAUUUCUUGAAUCAGCUUGAAUCGCUCAAUGUGAUUUAUCAAGGCCGAGUGCUUCUGCCUUGUGAAUUUAACUUCCCCUCGAACCUUAAGAAAUUAACCUUAUCAAAGUUUAGGCUGCCAUGGGUUGAAAUUUCUGCGAUCGCAGCAUUACCAAACCUUGAAAUUUUUAAACUGCUUUCAAAGGCUUUUGAGGGAGAAGAGUGGAAUGUGAGUAAUGAUGAAUUUCCAAAACUCAAAUACUUGAAAUUGGGAAAUCUGAAUAUUACGCGUUGGAAUAUAUCAGAUGAUGCCUUCCAAUCUCUUGAGCAUAUAGUGUUGCAAAAUUGCAAGCUGCUCACUGAGAUUCCUUCUGAGUUUGGUGAUAGUUGUCGUUCCCUGCAAAAGAUUGAGGUGUUUAUGUGUGGAGAGACUGUUUCUCAAUCAGCCAGAAAUAUUGAGGAAAGUCAGCAGGAUGGUGGAAAAGGCAAAUUCAAGGUCACCAUUCAGAACCCAAUCAGGGAUUGAAAAAACCGAAUCUCAUCUUUAAUCGCCGUGCUCACUUAUACAAAGAGAACGAAAUCGGCAGUUGAGACACUAGCUUCAUCACAUAGUACAGUAGCUGAGUCCAAGAUUGUUCUGCAGACAAGAAGUGAAGUUGAUUUCUUAGAUGACGGGUACAAAUGGCGAAAGUACAGGCAGAAGGUGGUAAAGGGGAAUCAGCACCCAAGAUGCAAGUGUUGAUUCCGAUCCGCAGACUUGAGCCAGGGUACUUUAGUGAUGAGCCGCACAUUUCCUUCCAUGAGUAAUGCUGGUUCCACUUCUUCUUUCUCUAUUGUUAUGUUUCAGUUUGACAGUUAUUGAAAACUCUUUGUUGUAUUGCUCCAUGAACCUUAUGUGUGGUUGUAAUUUUGUAAUGAGUUGGACUGUGUUACUCUUCCCAAAAAAUAAAUAAAUAAAUUGUGUUAUAUAUUUGUACAACACAGUUAUAUAUA
Molecule: messenger RNA, 4250 nt
Organism: Nicotiana tabacum (common tobacco)
Lineage: Eukaryota; Viridiplantae; Streptophyta; Magnoliopsida; Solanales; Solanaceae
Product: putative late blight resistance protein homolog R1A-3
Biological process (GO): defense response to other organism
Molecular function (GO): ADP binding
Source: RefSeq, a predicted model, not a curated record